Messenger RNA from Danio rerio (zebrafish), 2191 nucleotides. The record is from RefSeq and is a predicted model, not a curated record. NCBI's taxonomy places the organism in Eukaryota, Metazoa, Chordata, Actinopteri, Cypriniformes, Danionidae.
CCUGGGUGUUCGGUGCUUUUGCGCUGCUCUGUCUGCUUUGUCUGACGUGGUCUUUCGGCUUGCUGUUCCUGAACGACUCCUCGGUGAUCAUGGCGUAUCUCUUCAGCAUCUUCAACACGCUACAAGGGAUGUUCAUCUUCGUUUUCCACUGCCUCCUGCAGAAGAAGGUGCGUAAAGAGUACAGCAAGUGUUUCCGUCAGUCUCAGUGCUGCAGAACUCAUCCAUCUGAAGGACCUCACAGCGUCAACAAAUCCUCCGCCUCCAGAUCCACCGCUCGAUAUUCAUCUGCCACGCAGAGCCGCAUUAGAAGGAUGUGGAACGACACUGUGAGGAAACAGUCCGAGUCUUCCUUCAUCUCUGGCGACAUCAACAGCACUUCCACUCUCAACCAAGGAAUGACGGGCAACUAUCUGCUAACUAACCCUCUCCUCAGGCCUCACGACACUAACAACCGCUAUAACAACCUUCUGGCUGAAACCAUCGUGUGCAGCACUCCUUCUCCUCCUGCUUUCCACUCUCCAGGUCAGCGUUCGCUUAGCAACAGUCGUGAUGUCAGCACAAUGGACACCCUCCCUCUGAACGACAAUUUCAACAAUAGCUACUCUCUGCGGGAGGACGACUACGAGGACCCGGCCAUCAGCUGUCCGACCGGAUGCGAAAUACGCCUGGACGAUGCUGCAUUUGAAAAAAUGAUCAUCUCUGAGCUGGUUCACAACAAUUUACGGCCUCGCAGAAACCAAAGCAGCUCCAAAUGCCAAGCGGACAGAAAUUCGAGUCCUCAGGAAAACUGCGCGGACAUCGACGAAGGUGUCGGAGACAGAAACGAGUGCGAAAACGCUGAAACCGACACCUCCGCUAUGCCCUUGUCCUCCUGCCAUCCAGCAAUGGAGCUUUUACUUCUUAACCCGAACCACCGGGAGGCCCUUGAGGUCCCGCUUUUACCCCAACGAACUCACUCCCUCAUUUACGCCUCCCAGAAAGUCAUCAGGCCACACAAAAUCAGCAGAGACACUCAACAAGAUGAGGGAGAGGUCAAAAAAGAGGAUGAUUCGUCACCAAAUAACAGGGACUCCCUGUACACAAGCAUGCCCAAUCUGAAAGACUCGGAUCUCGUCAUCGGAGAGGAGGAGAAUUCCCCAUGCUCGUCCGCUCAAAGUGAAACCCAGGAACAAUGCUGUAAGAGUUUACCAGAUCUCGGAGACGGGACUCCAGCGAUGUCCUACUAUCAGAUUAGCGCUAGCCUUUCACUGGAGGCUGAAUCUGCCAAUGACGGACAAAUGCAGCUUAUCACCAGCCUCUGAGCCAAGAAUGUUCAUUCUGCAUCUCAUAUUUUUGUCUGUUCGGCCACAGAUGAGAGGACUAGUCCAAGGCACAAUCGCGUUUUAUUUCUCUCUUCUUGAUUUUAUUGUUUUGGUUUUGGUUUUUUAAUAAAUAUGGAGUCGACUUUCUGCUCAAACUCUUCGACCGAAGUGGAGCAGAAAGUGUUUGGCGUCAUCUACAUCCGCCGAAAGCUUUGUACAGUAUACUGUUUUAAAAAAAAAGACAAAAGAAACAUGCCGAUGUCUGACCUUUGUAGAACUCUGAACUAAAACACACACACACACAAUCUCCCAAAACAUUUUGCAGGUGAUUCUGCAAAUAGCGAAUGAGUGAUUGAUCUGAGCAAGAGACUGCGAUGACAGGAAAAUGUAAACGAUAUCCCAGACUCAGGCCUUAUAUUUUCUCUAUUGCACAAAGAGCUGUUGUACGAGCGGCGACUAAAGAGCAUAUAUUUUGCAGUACUCUCGGUGUAAAGAAAGCCCAUAAUCACCACAUGAUGUGCUCAGUUAUGGAUUUUACCAGGAAAACAAAUGUAUUUUGCCAAUGUGUAUGUACAAAAAAGUGAAAAGCUUCCUUAUUUUUUUAGCGUAACGGAAGCGGCGUCUUGCACAAAUUUGCAGUGAAUUGGACUCACCUGUUAAAACGAAAGAACGAAAUGCUUUGAAUUUGUCAGGGAUCUCGUCAACUCGUCAUAUCUCAGUAUUUGGCACUAAUUUAUUGUACGAAGUAUGAAGUGAAAGGGUUUGGAGCUCGAGUGGGUGUGAACAGGAACUCUGUUGAUGUUCAUUUCAGUCUUUUCUAAGAGCCCACUGUGGUUGCAGAUGUACAUUCAACUCUUGUUUGAUAUCGAAUAAAUGUGACAAAUUUUUUA